Dentiscutata erythropus is the source of this 210-nucleotide messenger RNA. The record is from the annotation of a GenBank genome assembly. NCBI's taxonomy places the organism in Eukaryota, Fungi, Glomeromycota, Glomeromycetes, Diversisporales, Gigasporaceae.
AUGUCAACUAAUUCACAUUCUCAAGAUGAAUUUGAAGAACAUGAUUCACCAUACCAUGAUGAACCACAUCAAGAUAAAUCUUACCCAACUGAAUUGUCAUCCCAAGUAGAACUUUCAACUUGCGAUAAAGCAAAUGAAGACAUGGAAGUAUUUUAUAAAGGCAAAAAGAAGUGCCACAUGUGGUAUUUGCAACAAGCUGCUAGCCUAUAA